AGAGGCAGCAGAGUGUCGGGAACUCCAGCAGCUCCUCUCUAUAUAUUUCCACUGAGGCUCUGUUUUUGGGAUUCAUUCAUCCCCGUCAGAGCUGCUGCUCGGUCCGCCCGGACAGGAUCUCCUCUUCCAUCCACCCGUCCAUCCACCUAUCCGUGUUCACCUCCCCCUCUGCCCAGAGGUGCGCAGCGUCCGCAUCUGCACCUCAGAAGACGCUGCUUCCUGGAUGGAGGAUGUUUGGGGCUGACCUCGGCGAUCACUGACUGGCUCGCUGAGCUUCUCUCGUCACAGCUGCUGUCAUGGCCAAAAGCCCGGAGGUGAAGCUGGCCGUCUUCGGCAGAGCCGGGGUGGGAAAGUCAGCUCUGGUGGUGAGAUUUCUGACCAGACGCUUCAUCUGGGAGUAUGACCCCACACUUGAAUCAACAUAUCGUCAUCAAGCCAAUAUCGACGAUGAGGCUGUCACCAUGGAGAUUCUCGACACUGCAGGCCAGGAGGACAUCCAGCAGAGGGAGGGUCACAUGCGUUGGGGUGACGGCUUUGUCCUUGUGUAUGACAUCACGGAUCGGGGAAGCUUUGAGGAGGUGGGGCCGCUCCGAAGCCUCCUAGAGGAGGUGAAGAAACCGAAGAACGUUCCUCUGGUUCUGGUGGGCAACAAGUCUGACCUGGACCACGUCCGGCAAGUCGGUACAGAGGAAGGAGAGCGGCUGGCAGCCGAAAUGGCGUGUGCCUUCUACGAAUGCUCUGCCUGUGCCGACGAGGGCGGCGCUGUGGCCGAGGCGUUCCACGAGCUCUGCAGAGAGGUGAGACGCCGCAAAGCUGUUCAGGGAAAAGCCAGACGCCGCAGCUCCACCACUCAUGUCAAACAGGCCAUCAACAAGAUGCUGACCAAGAUCAGCAGCUAGGGAAGAGCCAUGCUACCGCCUGAUGACAGGAACAAAAAUUGCUUUUCUCGCUCAAAUGUUUUGGACCAUCAGUGGACGAUGACUGAUUUAAGUGUGAAAUGUGUUCUUCUGUUAUUCUCUAAUUGUUAUUCGAUGAAAAAAAAUAAAAUCCAAGUGCACUGUCUUUUCAGGCUGUAAGAGACAACGAAUGACACUUGGCUUGGGAGCCAUAAAA
Messenger RNA from Maylandia zebra (zebra mbuna), 1113 nucleotides. RefSeq names its product RAS-like, estrogen-regulated, growth inhibitor (gene rerg). The record is from RefSeq and is a predicted model, not a curated record. Lineage: Eukaryota; Metazoa; Chordata; Actinopteri; Cichliformes; Cichlidae. Gene Ontology annotation, molecular function: GTPase activity; GTP binding.